GCCGGCGAGGAGGCGGCGGCGGCGGCCGAGGGGGGCGGCCUGCUGCUGGAGAUCGUGGGCUCCCCGCUCAACCUGAGCCUGCUGGGCCUCUGCCUCUUCCUGCUCUACCAGAUCCUGCGGGGCGAGCGGCCCGCGGCGCCGGCGGGCGAGGCGGACCCGCCGCCGCUGCCUAAGAUGAAGCGCCGCGACUUCACGCUGGCGCAGCUGCGGCCCUACGACGGGGUGCGCGACCCCCGCAUCCUCAUGGCCAUCAACGGCAAAGUCUUCGACGUGAGCCGCGCCAGGAAGUUCUACGGGCCCGAGGGCCCGUAUGGGAUUUUUGCUGGAAGAGAUGCAUCCCGAGGUCUUGCCACUUUCUGCCUGGAUAAGGAGGCUCUGAGGGAUGACUAUGAUGACCUGUCUGAUCUCAAUGCUACACAGCAAGAGGCCUUGAGGGACUGGGAGUCACAAUUCACUUUUAAAUAUCACCAUGUUGGUAAGCUGCUGAAAGAAGGGGAGGAACCCACUGUAUACUCUGAUGAAGAAGAAAAAGAUGCCCAGGAUGCAAACAAAGACUAGAGAGUGCAGUGAGGACCAAUCUAUUUUUGAAUCGUAGAGGAUCAUUUGUAACAUUCCACUUCUGUUUUACAAGUUGCAACAGCAGCAAUGCUUACAAAAGGUCCAGAGUUACAGUGAAUUGUUUCUUUUCAAAGGUUUCUUUUUCAAAGGUUUCUUUUUCAAAUUCAGUGGUAAACUACUAAAGGUCUAAGAUUUGUCUUCCUUUAAACCUGCUUAAUCUGAAGUAUGCACGAAAAAUGUCUGUGCAAAAGUAAACUGCAAUUUUGGCAAUAAAGGACUAUUACUGUUUUUCUUCUAUCACCAUUUAGUGCAGAGUAGGUUGAAAUCACGUUUUUUCAUUAACAACCUAGCACUGUGGACACAAGCACAAGAGUUAACUUCACAUAUGCAACACAAAUUCCACUAAAUCCUGUUUUGUGUUAGCUUCUGCAGGAUCUGGGCCUUGGGUUGUAAUUCUUUUAGAAAAGGGACUAUAUUUAAUUUGUCCAUGAAGCAUCGUACUCAUUUGUGGUGCAAUGUAAUUCAAUAUUAUGUAAGAUAAUUUGGCUUUUAAGGAGUUACAUAGCAACUUACAGAUGAAACACUAACUGCUUUAAAAAAAGGUAAGACUUUUUGAGAGGUUAAAUCACUUUUAGAUACUUAGGAAGUUAAUAAGGACUGAUGAAUACUUGAU
Messenger RNA from Haliaeetus leucocephalus (bald eagle), 1231 nucleotides. RefSeq names its product progesterone receptor membrane component 1 (gene PGRMC1). The annotation marks the transcript as partial. The record is from RefSeq and is a predicted model, not a curated record. The transcript has 3 exons. Gene Ontology annotation, cellular component: membrane; endomembrane system. Lineage: Eukaryota; Metazoa; Chordata; Aves; Accipitriformes; Accipitridae.